Molecule: messenger RNA, 1083 nt
Organism: Benincasa hispida (wax gourd)
Lineage: Eukaryota; Viridiplantae; Streptophyta; Magnoliopsida; Cucurbitales; Cucurbitaceae
Product: sec14 cytosolic factor-like
Source: RefSeq, a predicted model, not a curated record
AUUUACCUACUUUUGGUGUGCAGGCAAGCCCUGCAGUUAAGAGACAGUACUUUCCUCCUUCCCUUUCCCAUUCUUCAAGUCCUCUCUUAACUCAUUCUCUCAAAAUCAAUCCCUUCAAACUACAAAUCGCCUCUCUCCGUCGCGGAUUCAACUUCCACCGACACGGACGAUGGAGGAUUCCGGCACCAAUGCGAUGAUCCAGUUGAGAAAUUCCGUCGAGAAAUCAGGCUUCUCCACACAAAAUUGCUCCGAUGCGACAAUGAUGAGAUUUUUGAUUGCGAGAUCGAUGGACGUUUCGAAAGCUUCGAAGAUGUUCGUACAAUGGCGGAAAUGGAGAGACGCGAUGGUUCCGAAGGGAUUCAUAGCUGAAUCGGAGGUUGAAGAUGAGCUGAAAGCUAAGAAGAUUUUCUUACAGGGAUUGUCUAUUAGCCAACUCCCUGUUAUGAUUGUGUUGGCCAAUCGUCAUUUUCAUGCCAAGGAUCAACUCCAGUUUAAGAAGUUUCUAGUUCAUCUAUUGGACAAGGUCAUUGCAAGUGGUUGCAAAGGAAAAGAAAUUGGGAAUGAAAAGUGGAUUGCCAUUGUUGAUCUUCGGCAAAUCUCAUACAAGAAUAUUGAUCCACGUGGACUCAUCACAGGGUUUCAAUUUUUACAGAACUACUAUCCAGAACGCUUGGGAAAGUGCUUCAUUUUAAACAUGCCAUGGUUUUUUGUUAGCGUUUGGAGAAUGGUUUCUCGCUUUGUUGACAGCGCAACGCUAAAAAAUAUUUCAAUUGUGAGCAAUGAAGAAGAAAGAAGAAUUAUGAUAGAGGAAGUUGGAGAAGAAGUAUUGCCAGAUGAGUAUGGUGGAAAGGCAAAGUUUAUUGCUCUUCAAGAUGUUCUUCUUCCUCACUUGCAUGAUUGAAUAUGUUAUAUAAUUUAGCUCCCUAACUAUUCAAAUGGCCAUUUAUAAUAUGUUGAAUUAUUAAACCUCAGUGUGGUUAUGGUAAAUUAUUUAACAUGGGAUUAUAUGUAUUAAAAAAAAAAAAAGGAGAUUUUUAGUAUCAAAUUCCCAUAAUAUCAUUUUAGUGAGCUUAAUUAUGUCAA